Lepisosteus oculatus (spotted gar) is the source of this 3074-nucleotide messenger RNA. It is a transcript of the gene kri1, whose product is annotated as KRI1 homolog. Gene Ontology annotation, biological process: endonucleolytic cleavage in ITS1 to separate SSU-rRNA from 5.8S rRNA and LSU-rRNA from tricistronic rRNA transcript (SSU-rRNA, 5.8S rRNA, LSU-rRNA). The record is from RefSeq and is a predicted model, not a curated record. Gene Ontology annotation, cellular component: nucleolus; 90S preribosome. Lineage: Eukaryota; Metazoa; Chordata; Actinopteri; Semionotiformes; Lepisosteidae.
UCGAGUCUUGUGCCCACGUGGUCACGGUUUCCCAUGUGAGAGAAAUCUCUUCCCCUUUGGCAAAUAUCUUAAAAAUAAAUUAAUCUCCGUUCAUUCUUUAAUUUUUUAUGUUGGGCUAGCAGUGAAAAUUAAAGGAUAGAUGAUAUGUCGGACAAAGUCGAAUUUAAGAUCAACAAGAAAUUCGCAGAGAAGUACGAGAAAUACAGACAGAAGGAGGAGUUGCAGAGACUGAAGGAUCGCUAUGGCAAUCAAGGCGAGGACAGCCAGUCCGGCUCCUCGGAUUCGGCAUCGGACGACAGCGAUGUGGAGCUGGACCCCAGGCUGGAGAGAGACUUCUACAGAACGCUGUCCCUGCUCAAGAAGAAGGACCCCAGGGUCUACCAGAAAGAUGCCAGCUUCUACUCCGACAGAGAGUCGGACUCAGCCAGUGAAGAGAAGGCGAGGAGCUCAAAGAAGACCGAGAAGCCCAUGUACCUGAAAGACUACGAGCGGAAAGUCAUUCUGGAGAGGGCGGGCAAAUAUGAAGACGAGGAGGAGGAGAGCGAUGAUGAGGAGGUGAAGAGGAGGAAGGAGAGAGCCGCCUGCCCCAGCUACAUCCAGGAGCAGAAGCAGCUGAGAGACAGUUUCCGGAAGUUCGUGGAGGACAGCGAUGACGAUGGCAGCAGCGAGGGCGCAGAACUGUUGACUCGGAGAGUAAAAACCCAGGAGGAGAAGGACAAGGAGGAGUCUGAUUACGUGGAGUGGCUGAAGGGGCAGGCGGAGCUGGAGGAGGCUGGUGGGGUCCAGGACAUGAAGUACCUGCGGGAUUACUGGAACGACCCCCAGCUGGAUGAGAAGGAGCGCUUCCUCAGGGAUUAUAUCCUCAACAAGGGUUACCUGGGUGAAGAGGAGGAAGAGAGGAUCCCGACCUACGACGAGAUCGUACAGGAGGAGAUCGAGGACUCAGAGGAGGAGGGAGAGUCCUUUCUGGUCCGGCAGGAGGACUUUGAGAGGAAGUACAACUUCCGCUUUGAGGAGCCCGAUGGCCUGCAGAUCAAGACGUACCCUCGCACCAUCGCCACCUCUGUCAGGACCAAAGAUGACAGGAGGAAGCGCAAGAGGGAGGAGGUCAAGGACAGAAAGAAGAAGGAAAAGGAGCAGAAGCAGGAGGAAUUGAAGCAGCUGAAAAACCUGAAGAGGAAGGAGAUCAUGGAGAAGCUGCGUCAGCUGCAGGAACUGACUGGCAACUCCAGCCUAGCCUUCAGCCAGGGCGACCUGGAGGGGGACUUCGACCCCCAGCAUCACGACCAGCUCAUGCAGCGGGUCUUUGGAGAUGAUUACUACGAGGAAGGGGAGGCAGAGAAGCCCCAGUUCGAUGAGGAAGAGGAACUGGAUGGGGAGUGGAACUGGGACACCUGGACUGGGCCCGGCGAGGCAGAGGAGGCACCGGAGCAGGAGGAAGAGUACGAGAGCUUGGAGCCUUACUGUGAAGACCCCAACUUCAUCAUGGAUGCUGACUAUGACCCCAGCCAGCAGCCCACUUCCUCCAAGAAAAAGAAGAAGAAGGAGAAGCUGAAGAAGAAGAUGACGAAGGAGGAUGUGCCGCAGAUGGGGAAGAGACGCCGCAAGUCUCACUUCGCCGAGGUCAUCACAAAGGACAAGCCGGUGUUUGACCCCACGGAGAAGACUUUCGAGGAGUACCUGGACGAGUUCUACCGCCUGGACUUCGAGGACAUCAUCGAUGACCUGCCUUGCCGGUUCCGCUACAGGCAGGUGGUGCCCAAUGACUUUGGGCUGUCCAUGGAGGAGAUCUUGGCUGCGGACGAGAAGGAGCUGAACCGCUGGUGCUCCUUGAAGAAGACCUGCAUGUACAGGUCGGAGAAGGAGGAGCUGGGCGAUGUGAAGAACUACAAGAUAAAGGCCCAGAAUAUAGGGAAGAAGAAGCAGGUCCUCAAAUCCCUAACUAUUGAUGAGGAAGAAGCGCUACGCGUGCAGACAGAGGGGAAGACGAAAAUGGGAAAGAAGAGGAGGGAUCGACUGAGGAAACAGAAGGGCAGGGAAGGAGAGGAGGAGGAGCAGGAGGAAGAGGAAGACAAGGCGGGGCCCAGCCUAGAGGGGGCUGAGUCGCACAGCGCCAACAAGACUCUAGCUUCCACAGAACCGGAGGAGGAACAGGGAUUCUCCACUCCAAAGAAAAGAAGGAGAGAGGUUGACAGCGAGGGAGAGAAGCAGAAUGGGCUCCCGGGAAGAGUGAAGGGAAAGGACGGGACCAAGAAACGCAGGCAGCCGGGAGGACGCCUAAUACGGAGGUCCUUGAAGGUGAAAGUGGGCGGCCGAGAGUUCUCCAGGCAGAGACUCAGGGCCUACGGGCUCAACCCCAAGAGGUUGCACUUCAAGCACCUGAACAGGCAGAAACGCAAAGAUCAGGAGAAGAAGGAAAAGAGUCAGACCAAAUAGUGUGCCGGCUGCAGGAACUAAGGGGUUUUCAAACACCAGCACACAAAAGAGAUAAUGUAUCCCCAUUGGAAAUCCAAAGUAUUGAAGCCCUCUUAAGAGUUCAGUGCAGCCAGAGUUCAGGGAUUGUGAGAAGGUCAAAUCUAAGGCUACAUGGCAAUUAAAAUGGGUCUCCGUAAAUGUGCAACACUUGUGUUCCAACAUUGACCUCUGCAGGUGACUGCAUGCCCAGUGUCUUGAUCUGACCUGAGCAAAGACUUCAUGCGGUCAUGAGAAUAUAAUUGGGCCAGAGCAUUUUGUAAAGAAAUUGCAGGCAGCUUUGUGCAGCAUUUGCAAUUUUCCAUUUCUCCACCCAUUUGAAAAUGUAUCUCGGCAGUUCGCUCUUUUUGAUUGUGAGUGAUGUGGGUUAUGAUGUGGGGUGCACAACAUUGAACAGAACAACACAGAAGAACAAAAGCAUGAGUUCCCCUCUUCAGAUAAAGCACUGUGAUCAUUGUAUUUCACUUCCAGUCUUCAGAAAUUGAAUUUCCAGGUCGGGACCUGUUCUGCCGUCCCCAGUGAAAUGCAUGAAUUCUUGGGAGAUGUUGGGUUGAAUUUUAAUAUAGUUAAAAAAUGUACCUGAUAAAAAUGAAUUCUGUUUA